AUGACCAUAAUUUGUCGAUAUUGUUCAAAAUUCUGGAAUGAAUUUAAGACAUUUACUCUUCGUGGAAAUGUUCUUGAUAUAGCUGUUGGUCUUAUUAUCGGUACUGCUUUUGCGAAUGUGGUUAAGUCACUUGUUGAAGACAUUCUGACGCCACCUCUCGGUUUAAUACUUGGCGGAGUGGACUUAGUUAACCUAACCAUAAUAAUCAACAAUUUUAUUUAUAUUCAUGAACCACCUGUUAUCAUACGUUACGGCAAAUUCUUACAAGCUACAUUGUAUCUAGUUGUCAUUGGUCUCGUUUUCUUCUUGCUACUUAGAAUAAUCAACGACAUGUGUGAUGUAAUACAUCACAUAAAAAUCACACCUGGAGCAUUCAUCGAAUUGACUGAACAUACAAAAGUACUUCGUGAAAUUCGUGAUCUAUUAUCUUUUCCGAUAAAACCAGAUGCUACACAUCAGACAAAUGAUGAUACUUCAACGACACGAAGACUUGUAUCUCGACCUGAACUUUAA
Molecule: messenger RNA, 513 nt
Organism: Adineta steineri
Lineage: Eukaryota; Metazoa; Rotifera; Eurotatoria; Adinetida; Adinetidae
Source: the annotation of a GenBank genome assembly